Messenger RNA from Symbiodinium natans, 1131 nucleotides. Lineage: Eukaryota; Dinophyceae; Suessiales; Symbiodiniaceae. The record is from the annotation of a GenBank genome assembly.
AUGCCGGAUCUGCCGCAGACGCCUGAAACGCAGCGGGCACUGGUGGCGACGCCCUCGCAGCCCAGCUGUGAUGAGGAGGAAGCAGAUGUCGUGAUGUUGCCAUCCCAGCGCCGAGGUACAUGCACGUUGCUGCGCCAGAUGCCAUUGCCGUUAAGUGUGAAGCUGGUGGCGACCUUCGCCACGGUCCUUGUGGGCGCCGGCCUCAUCGACUAUCGGCUUGGCUGGACGCGAGCCCGGUCAUCUGCCUCGAUGGCGAAUGGCAUGGACAUGGCGGAGGCGGAAAAGACCGAGGUCCGAUCAGUUCUCGAGACAGGCGUGAAGAGCGCUCCCAGCAUUCCAGGGUACACGGCGUUCGGCCAUGUGAACUGUUUUGAUCACCGAGGGGCGAUAUCGGAAGGGCUCCCGGUGGUCCGUAUGGCGGUGAAGACCAUGAGCCAGUGUGCAGUGCGCUGCAACAUGUAUCCACAGUGCAGUGGCUUCGUCAUCUUCCACCGCUACGCCCCAUACCAGUGCUGGCUCCGGUCGUCCAUUGCAAAGGACAAGGGCUUCUGCCAGCACGAGCCGUAUGAUGACAGUCAGGAUGGCUACUACUUCGCGACCUAUGAGAAGCUGCAUGGAGUGGAGACGCCGGCCUUUGAGGGCGCACUGUCCUUCCAGGGCAAGUGCCUGGGAGUGACGGAGCCGAAGGACGGCAGCGUCGUCAAGCUGAAGGAGUGCGGCUGUAGCGCGUGCUGGACGAAGUGGGAGGCAGCCCUCCCUCUGGACCCGUGGCCUUACUGGCAGACCUUUCGCCUCAGCGACUUUCCCUCAGCUUCCGUGACGUCGUUCCGCCUGAAGGGCACGGACAAGUGCUUGGACGUUCACGACCACGCAGAUUGGCGCAAGGACGCCGGCCUGGACACGCCGAUGAACUACUUGCAGCUGUGGACCUGCGCUGCGGAUGAUCGGUCGCGGGAAGACCAGAAAUGGAUCGUGGUGCAAAGCACAGACCGGGUCAGCUUCCAGCUGCAGUGGCUGACGGACCCGGGCCUCGCAGUGGAUGUGCCCGCAGGCAAGAACACCGUUGGCAACCACGUUCAGAUCUACAAGUUUGUCACGGGCUGGCCAAAUCAGGUCUUGCAAACCAUGUGA